GAAAUGAACGUGCGAUCGAGAAGAUUCUACCGAAUAGUUUUUUGUAUUUUCCUUCUGAGUCCGAGCGUGUACUCGUCGGUGUUGAAAGAUGCGCUCGAGGAGCACCUCAAGGAUAUCGAGCACAACGAGGAGAACGAGACUUUUAAGCUGCAGAAGGAGAAGGGCGAGAAGGACCACCACAUCGAGAGCCGCCUGGACGACACCCACACGCACCAAAACACCAAGAGUAGUGACGACGUCAAGUAUUUGAAGAAGGACGUCGAGAGCAAAGUCACGGCCGACAAGGGCGCGCACGGCGGGUACACCACCAAGCAGGACAAGGCCGAGGACAGCCAGUCCACUGGCUUCAAGCGCGGCCACAAGAAGGGCCACCACAAGCAGGGCUUCCAGAACUCCUACCACAAGGACGAGUCGUCCAACAAGAGCACGUUCUUCGACGACUUCAACGACGAGGGCGACCAGGCGGGGUACAACAGCAAGCUCAACAACCACGACAACCACUACGGCCGCAACUACCAGGGGUCGCACAACAACGGGCAGGAGUACCUGCGCGACAACUACCACGGCGGCGGCCACAGCCGCUACGGCGACAACGGCGUGAAGCGCGUCGCGCACAAGGACUACGGCCGCAAGCACUACCUCGACAACUCCGAGCUGCACGACCGGUACCGGGCCGGCCGCGACUACCGCGACCGCGGUAACGUGCGCGAGCGACACGAGUACAGCGAGCCGCACGUGCACCGGGACCCGGGGUGGGACUGGCAGCGCUGGGACGAGCGCCGGGGCUGGGACCGCCCGCAGUGGGACCGCCGCGGCUGGGACUACGGCGGGCCGGGCCACUACGACGACCACGGCGUUCGCCACGACGGGUACGGGCACGGGCCCGACCACGGCUACGGGUACCGCUACGGCGAGUCGCGCGACACGCCCGUCGCUGAGGUGCCGCGGGACGCGCCGGUCGUCGCGCACCGCAAGCAGACCAUCACCAUUUACGAGGACCCGCGGUACUCGGGCCCGGACGAGGGUCAGCUGCGGCAGGGCGGGGACCACCUGCAGCUGGACUUCCAGCCGAGCGCCCGCCGGUACGCCAGCUACGACGACACCUACUACAGCGCCCCCGCGCGCACUGCCCAGGCCAGCCAAAUUAAUAAAUUAGUCUACAACUACAAGCGCCAGUAA
Messenger RNA from Aricia agestis (brown argus), 1179 nucleotides. RefSeq lists its product as uncharacterized. Lineage: Eukaryota; Metazoa; Arthropoda; Insecta; Lepidoptera; Lycaenidae. The transcript has 2 exons. The coding region runs from base 4 to 1179 and encodes 391 amino acids. The record is from RefSeq and is a predicted model, not a curated record.